Molecule: messenger RNA, 682 nt
Organism: Lagopus leucura (white-tailed ptarmigan)
Lineage: Eukaryota; Metazoa; Chordata; Aves; Galliformes; Phasianidae
Product: DNA-directed RNA polymerase II subunit RPB1-like
Exons: 3
Biological process (GO): DNA-templated transcription
Cellular component (GO): RNA polymerase II, core complex
Molecular function (GO): DNA binding
Source: RefSeq, a predicted model, not a curated record
UCCUUUGGAUGUUGGGGAUCCUUGUGGUGUUGGGGGUCCUUAUGGUGUUGGGUGUCGUCGUGGCGCUGGGGUUCCUUUGGGAUUUGGGUUCCUUGUGUUGCUGGGUGUCGUCGUGGCGUUGCCCAGCGCUGUGGUGUCGCCCCAUUCAGGUGCUGGGCAUCGAGGCGGUGCGCAAGGCCCUGGAGCGGGAGCUGUACCACGUCAUCUCCUUCGAUGGCUCCUACGUCAACUACCGUCACCUGGCCCUGCUGUGCGACACCAUGACAUCCCGGGGGCACCUGAUGGCCAUCACCCGGCACGGCGUCAACCGCCAGGACACCGGGCCGCUCAUGAAGUGCUCCUUCGAGGAGACGGUGGAUGUGCUGAUGGAGGCGGCUGCGCACGGCGAGAGCGACCCGAUGAAAGGGGUGUCGGAGAAUAUCAUGCUGGGCCAGCUGGCCCCUGCCGGCACCGGCUGCUUCGACCUGCUGCUGGAUGCUGAGAAGUGCAAGCACGGCAUGGAGAUCCCCAGCGCCAUCCCUGGCCUGGGGGUGGGAGGCUCCACCGGGAUGUUUUUCGGCUCGGCUCCCAGCCCCAUGGGGAACAUGUCCCCCGCCAUGACGCCCUGGAACCAGGGGGCCACUCCUGCCUAUGGGGCCUGGUCCCCCAGUGUGGGUGCGUGGGGCUGUGGGGAGGGGGAGGC